Medioppia subpectinata is the source of this 6717-nucleotide messenger RNA. The record is from the annotation of a GenBank genome assembly. Lineage: Eukaryota; Metazoa; Arthropoda; Arachnida; Sarcoptiformes; Oppiidae.
AUGUUCGUGUGUAAGUCAGGAGCCAUGGAUGAUGUGAUGAUUACUGGAAUGUCGGGUCGAUUCCCGAUGUCUGACACUAUCGACGAAUUCGCACGAAAUCUAUACGAAGGCCGCGAUUUGAUUACCGAUGACCACAACCGGUGGCCAAAAGAUCUAUUUGGUAUAAACCCACGGAUGGGUGCGAUCGGGAGCUGCGAUCGCUUUGACGCCGCGUUUUUCGGCCAAUUGGGCGCCGAUCUGAUGGACCCACAGCUCCGUAUGCUAUUGGAAGUGGUCUACGAGGCCAUCGUCGACGCCGGUCUACAACCGCAGCAAAUGCGUGGCACCAACACCGGCGUAUACGUGGGCGGUUCAAAUGUCAACUCCGGUCUACCCGACGAUCUGGAGCCCGAUUUGGCCAACUCUGCCAUUGCAAUUUUGCACAAAGAGCUUGGCCACAUAGAUAACGCUAUAGUAUGCGCGUCAAAUUUAUGGCUUCAACCUAUAUUAUACCAGUGCUCACAAGUACAGGGCCUUUGUUCGACACGGGGUGUGUCCGCGCCGUUUGACUCCGGAGCCGACGGUUACGUGAAAGCGGACGCCGUGUGCGCUGUGCUGUUGCAGCGCCGGCCGGACGCCCGCCGUGUGUACGCCACUGUGCGAGCGGUGCGACUGAACGUCGACGGGGCCAAAAAGGACGGCAUGUAUCAGCCCUCCAGUGACGCACAGGAGUCACUGAUGCGCCGAACGUAUACCGACGCCGGCAUCGAUCCGAGAAAACUGUCGUUAGUGGAGUUACACAGCGCCGGCACUCAGGCCGGUGAUUUUAGAGAAGUUAAAGCCAUUUACAACGCGUAUUGCAAACCUACGGCCCGUACGGAGCCGUUACCUAUUGGGUCUUUGAAGAGCAAUAUGGGUCACGCGGAGGGCGCCGCCGGUCUCGUGUCACUUAUUAAAGUGCUUAUAGCCUAUGAAAACGAAUGCAUUCCACCCAAUAUUAAUCUAGGCACUUUGCACGCCGAAAUUGCGCCAUUUGUACCACCACUUUUGCCUGUAGUAAAGUCUUAUUAUUAUAAACCAGGGAACGGCCAGUUGCACGGCAAAAGUGUUCCCUAUAGGGAGGGUUCCCCUAAGGGAGGUUUGGCAGCGGUGGACAGUUUAGGUGUCGGCGGUGCGAACGCACACGUAUUGCUCGAACCCAACUAUAAGUUGGCCACAAGUGAUGGCCACCAAAAUGUCGCCGAUAUUAUGCCCAGAAUUGUCAACAUUUGCGGCAGAAGUGAAGAGUCCGUCAAAUAUAUAAUGGAUUUCAUUGAAAAUAAUCCGCAAAAAAUUACAAAUGAUUUUUUGGCACUUUUGGCGCAAACCAUGAAAUAUACUCCAAAUGUUAACUCAUCGGGAAUGACGUUCAGGGGCUCAAUUAUAAUGAAAUCAGUGUCAGAAGAAGAGAAAGGAGAAAUAAAAUAUGAAUACAAAAAACAGAUGGUAAUUAUGGCUGAGAAAACACGUAGACCUCUAUGGGUACUGUUCCCCGGUUUGGGCGGUCAGUGGCCGGCAAUGGCUAAGGCUUUGAUGCCAAUCAAGACAUUCGCCGACACUAUAGAAGAAUGUCAUCAAACGGUUCACAAAGAGUUUGGCAUUGAUUUGAAACACAUAUUACUAUCAGAAGACAAGACAGCCAUCUCUACGAUGACCGCCAAAUUCGUGGCCACAACUGCUAUAGAGAUCGCGUUGUUUGCGGUCAUCAAAGACCUGGACAUCACUCCCGACGGCAUAAUUGGGCACUCAUUCGGUGAGAUUGCCUGCGCUUUUGCCGACGGAUUAAUUACUGUUAAACAGGCCAUAACAGUCGCCGCCUAUCGGGGUUUAAGUAGUGUUCAAAAUGCAAAUAUAACCAAAGGCUUGAUGGCAGUGAUUGGUCUGCCCCGAGCGCUGGCCUUAAAAUACAUGCCAAAAGGUGUAUACAUUGCCUGCAAUAAUGCCAGCAAUAAUGUUGUCAUUUCAGGUCCGAUUAAUGAAAUGCGGGAAAGUAUGAAACAAUUUAAAGCGAAGGGCGUAUUUGUGCGGCCAUUAGAUAGCAAUGAAAUCCCAUACCAUUCGCUAUACAUUACAGAAUCAGCAAAAGCCAUGAAAAAGGCUAUCGUCGCUUACAUACCUAACCCUAGGCUGAGGACUAGUAAAUGGUUGUCCACUUCGGUGUUGGCAACGGAUCCCGAGGAGGAGCUGUUGAGAUACGCGAGCGGCGAGUAUUUUGAAUAUAAUAUGGUAAAUGAGGUCCUUUUUCACGACCAGUUUCAGACAUUGCCCGCCGACGCCAUUGUGCUCGAGUUGGGCCCGCAUUCAGUGUUCAAACACAUAGUGUCCGAAACCCUACCGAAGAGUACGUAUAUAUCGCUCAUUAAAAAGGACUCAAACGCCACAAAUAUGGAUAUGUUUUUGUCCGGUUUGGCACAACUUUACGGACUUGGCUUUAAUCUGACCGUUGUUAAGCUGUACCCGCGGGUGGAGUGGCCGGUUCCGAGGGGUACGCCAUCGAUUGGAUCGCUCAUUAAAUGGGAUCACAGCCAACAAUAUUACGUUAAAAACUAUCAUGAUAGCUAUUGCAAAGCCAACGCGUCGGACACACUAUUUACAAUAAGUCACAAACUAAACGAGGAUAAUUUUUAUAUGGAUCACGCGGUACAGGGCAAAGCCAUAGUGCCGGCCGCCGGCUAUCUAAUGAUGGCGUGGCGUAAAGCGGCCGCCAGUGUUGGCAAAUUGUGGUCAGAGUGUCCGGUCGUGUUUGAAAGCGUGCACUUUAAACGGGCCGUAUUAUUAUCGGAUAACGCGGACACGUGCCUCCGUAUUAGAUACAAUGUAUUAACCGGCGAUUUAUCAGUACACGAAAAUAAUGAAUUAUGCGUCACGUGUCGCGUGCAUCCGGUGCUGUCCAAUGCCGACGACUACUGCGACGACGAGUCCGUACUCACCGCUCAGGACUCGAUCAGCGACUGGCGUUCACUCGUCGAUUACAGGCGUCACACCAUUGGACGCAACGAUAUAUACGCGUCGGUACACGCGCUGGGCAUAGAUCACGGCCCGGCGUUUCAGCGCCUGGACUCCAUCGGUACCGACGACUUUCACACCUUUUACGGCCGGUGCGAGUGGACCGGCAAUCCUGUAACCUAUUUAGAUGGCGUUUUGCUGGCCACCGGACUUUACUUGCCGUUUCGGGCGGCAACGGUGCCGGUGGUUAUAAGACAUCUUCGCGUCGACCCCCGCAUUCUGUUGGCCGCCAUUCGGGCCGAACGAUCUGACGGCCCCCCGCUGGCGUCUUCCGGCGUGUUCGGAGUCGCCACAACCGAUGGUACUAACGCUCAGCACGUCGAGAAUGGUGUCGAUUAUGAUAAUAACUCAGUCACGCGUUUCAACGAGAUGUUUGCCAAGUUCUCGGCGCACCUGCCCUUCCGAUACGACGCCGACACCAGCUUUUUGGUGACACCGGGCGUCGAAAUAUACAAGACUUCCGGCCAAACAUUGAGCACCCGUUUUGAUACAAACUUAUCGCUAGACUCGUAUGAAUUCUGUGCCAACAAUUAUAAGGCGGCCAUCGAUGUGUCGGCGCGCGCAGAGAUGUUACAAUAUAUUGAGCCGGGAGGAGAGAAAUUGCGAUAUAUUUUUCAUUACGAUAACAACAAUGCCAUUGAUUUUAAUACCAAACCAUAUUCACAAAUAUUGGCCAACGAUUUAUCGGCCAAUGUUAUCAAAGAGGGAGUUGUGGGCACUUAUAAGCGCUUCAAAUUGACUAAAGAUUACGAUAAAUGCCAAUCAAAUGAUUAUUAUUUAAAUAAAGGACAAUCGGAUGAUAUGUUGAGUUUGCAAUUUUUUGACGCCCGGAAUGUACCGCAAAUUGAUUUCCAUUAUAAUAACAAGAUGGAUUUUACAAUGGUCAAUGUUUAUUACUCGGGCCUAUCGUUUUAUGACGUCAUGAUAGUAACAGCGCGUAUACCUACUGGAAUGGACACAUUUUAUACCGAUUGCUUGUUGGGCUGCGAAUAUGUGGGCCGUCGGGCCGACACCGGCGAGCGAGUGAUGGGCAUGAAUUUGAACCGAUGCUUUGCCACCAGUGUUUACGCGCCCAUCACUCACAUGACUCCCAUUCCCGAGGACUGGUCUAUGGCUGAGGCGGCGACUAUACUGAGCGCGUAUUGCACUGUAUAUUACGCGCUCAUUAGACGGGCUAACCUUAUACAAGGCGAGAGUGUGCUGAUUCACUCGGGCGCUGGUGGCGUGGGUCAGGCGGCCAUUAAUGUGUGCCUACACUACGGGUGCGAUAUCUACGUAACGGUUGGGACGGCUGAGAAGCGUCAGUAUUUGCGCCAAAAGUAUAACAUUCCCGACGAACGCAUAUUCAGCUCAAGAGAUACGCGAUUUAUGGGCGCCGUUAUGAAGAGCACCGGCGGUCGGGGCGUCGAUAUUGUGCUCAAUUCGCUGACCGGACAAAAGUCGGACAUGAGUUACGAUUGUUUGGCCAAUUCCGGCCGAUUCAUCGAGCUCGGCAAACACGACCUGGUUCGUAAUAGGCCGUUGGAUCGGUACAAGUUUUUGCGCGACAUUCAAUUUAUUGGCGUCUCGUUAGACAUUGUGUUAAAAAACCCAACGUUUUUGUCCGACUUUUUUGCGUGGGUUAGCGAAAACUCGGUACCAGGUAUGGGGGCCAACGGUAGUGAUGGUUGCGUUCGACCGUUGAAUUACACGGCAUUCCCGGCCACCAAAGCAACCGAAGCGUUCGCGUAUAUGACUACCGGUCGACACAUCGGGAAAGUGAUGAUACAAUUUAGGGACGAAGAGCCGGAUAAGCGGCCGUUGGUUCGCAUCAAACCCGCGCCAACGCUAAUGGUUUCCGUCAAAACAUAUUUCAAUCCCAACAAAACCUAUAUAAUUACCGGCGGUUUGGGUGGAAUUGGUCUGGAAUUGUUGCCGUGGAUGCACUACAGGGGCGCCCGAAAGUUUGUCGUCACUUCCCGGCGCGGACUCACCACUGAGUAUCAGAAUUUUGUAAUCAAUCGUAUGAUUGAAUUUUAUUCAAAUACACCUGAUUUGAUCUCAAAAAUAUUUAUUUCGACGGCCAAUGGGUUGUUAAUUGAGGGCACAAAACAGUUGCUCCGGGAGGCCCAGGAGUUGGGACCCAUAGGAGGGGUAUUUCAUUUGGCGCUCGUAUUGAACGAAAAUUUGUCUGAAAAUAUGCCGAUUGAUAAGUUCGCCGAAACGGCCGACACUAAGCUCCGGGUGUUUGAAAAUCUGGAUCAACUGACCCGUGGGUUGGACUAUAAAGUGGACUAUUUUGUUGUGUUUUCGUCGCAAUCGUGUGGCAAUGGAUUUCCAGGUCAAGCGAACUACGCGUACGGCAACUCUGUGUGCGAGCGGCUGUGCGAACGCCGGCGUAGGGAUGGUAUGCAUGGGUUGGCCGUACAGUACGGGUUUAUUGGUGACGUCGGUGCGUUAGAAGGCCAUAAAAGUCACGAAUCGCAUACAUUGUGUCGUAAACAACGCAUUAUAUCGGCGUGCGAUGUAUUAGACCGACUGUUAACUCUUCCCAAUGCUAUCGUCACUUCUCAGUUAUUUGAAAAGCAAAUGUCAUCGCAAACCAUCGCUAAAACUGGUAAUCGAUUGAUUGGCGAGUUGUGGUCAGUGAUGGGCGUCGAGCCGAACACAACGCCCGAUGUGCUCACUCUGGGCGAGAUAGGGCUCGAGUCGCUGUUCGCCAUACAAUUGCAAAACGAGUUUAAGAACGUUUUAAAUAUGAAUGCGCCGCUCGCGCACAUCAAAGGCUUGACAGUAGGCAUGUGCCGGGCGUACGGCGAGGGCGACCAGGAGCCUGUGCGCGAAUACUUAAUUAGCUUUAAAAGCACCCACUCGUCAGUACAUCGGAACGUGUUUGUGAUGCCGACGGAGAAAUGUGUGCUCCUAAAUGGUGCGCCCGGCGGUCAUGAUCGGAGUCCAGUAUUUUUUAUGCCAACACUUACCAUGAGUUUCGCCUUAAUCGACGAAUUGGGUCGGCGUCUGGAUCGACCGGCGUACGGCUUGAACUGGACUCGCGAGUGCAGCCAAUUGGCCACCGUUGCUGAGGUGGCCGAGUAUUACAGAAAACUAAUUGGAGACAUAAUGAGCGAGCAGUUGGGCCGGUCGGGCGGACGUUACGAUUUAGUCGGCUAUUUGGACAUAACACCCGUAUGCGUUGAAAUUUUGAUGGGUGUCGUACCUGUGGCCGGUGCGACAGCCGCCACCGCUGACCGAGUGGUGAUCGUAGAGCCAGAUUGGCUUUUCAAUUUCGGCGAACAAAUUAUGGACGAUUUUGUCAUUGAGUUUAUGUUAACUCAGUUGGCAACCGACGCGCCCAUUGCGGUGAUGGACAGGAUAUUAGGCCGCGUGCGCGCCGAACCCGACUUAAAGGCCAAGAUCGCUAUCGUAAUGGCGCACAUGCAUGAGCUAACCCUACAGCGCGUGGAGGCGCCCGAUAUGGCCCACGUAUUUGGUGCGAUGUUGGCCCGGAUUCGCAUGUUUUUCGAGCAUAGAGUCCACAAACGUCGACCCAUAUCCCAAACAUUGAGGGCAUCGGUAACCAAGAAAUGGGCGAAAAUUAGAGGCAAAUUGAUUAUUAUCAAGCAAUCAGUGGUGGGAAUGCCGGUCAAUUUAGAGGACGCCAUACAACUAGCUUUGGGCGCAAACGCACCGGAAUAUAAACAGGUGUGCAUAUAA